UGAAAAUAUCAAAGUGAGUCAGUCAAGUGUGUUUUGAAUUCCACCCGCUCCAACACAAUUCGAUGUUUCUCAGCAUUUUAAAAACCCAAACCCAAACCCAUUUUAACUUCAAUGUCCGUGUCCUGUUUUUCCAUCAUUUUCUUUUCUUUUCCCCAGUUUCCUAAACCACCUUCUUUUUUCUCGCUUGUGAUCCCUUAACUGAACACAAACUUAUCCCUCUUCUCUUGCUUCAAUUUCAAGCCUUUCAACCUGAAAAAAAAUAUCAUCUUUCUCUCUCUCUCUCUCUCUCUUCAAUCCUAUUUGUUACCCAACAAAAUUCUCUGUUUUCCCCUUCUUCCAUACAACGCAGCGAAGACCCAAUUGAGUUCCCUUCAACCUUUCACCGGUUGAACCACAAUCCCCAUCUGGGUUUCUGAAAAAGUUGACAACUUUGGAGGAAGCAAGAGCGAACACCAAUGAUGGGCAUCCAAAAAGACAGAGUGAAGUUCAACGUUGGAGGCAGAGUGUUCGAGACAACAUCAACAACUGUCGCCAAUGCAGGGCGCAACUCCAUGUUCGGGGCAAUGUUCGAUGACAAUUGGAGCCUCUUAACGGACCAAAAUUCCACCAUGGAGGAGCACUUCAUCGAUCGGAACCCCGAUUGCUUCGCCGUACUCCUUGAUCUCCUCCGAACCGGCGAAAUCCACAUCCCACAGAACAUUCCAGAGAAGCUUCUAUACAGAGAGGCUCUGUUCUAUGGCCUCCUUGACCAUGUUCGUUCUGCCAAGUGGGGCCAUUUCGACGGCAACCGUCUCGGCCUGUCGAAAUCCGUACAGGGCCAUGCUCCCGGCGAUGGAACCGCCAUUCGAGCCGGCCCUGAUGGCGGCUGCUGUGUUGCUCAUGGCUGCAUGGUUCAUGUUUAUGAUUGGAUGCUGGAUGAACACCCUCCAUUGAAUCUUGAUUACCAGAGAGUCAAUGAUGUUGGUUGGGUUGACUCCGACAACAUAGUCAUCGGAGUCAGCGAAAGGCUUGGUCGUGGCGAUGGUGGAAUGGGGCUGUUCAGUUCCCACAAUGGUGAACUAAGGUACAAGUUUCAGGUUUGUCAUGAGAAUCAAGUUAAGAGUUACACUGCUGGUGCAUUGAGUUUUAGUUCUGAUUACAAGAUUUUUUCGAGUUGCAAAGGUAGGAGCAAUGAGUAUGGAGUUGGUGUUUGGGACCAAGUCACAGGAAAAAUGAUUGAUUUCUUCUAUGAACCUAUUGGUUGGUCACUUGGUGAUGCUGAUAGGGUUCAGUGGUUGGAAGGUAGUAACUGUUUGUUGGUUGCAACAAUGUUUCCUAGGAAGGACAAUUGUUACAUUAGUUUGUUGGAUUUUAGGGAGAAGAAGAUGGUUUGGUGUUGGUCUGAUGUAGGUGCUCCUUUAGCUGUGGAUGAGAAGAGAGUGAGGGAUGCAAUAGCAAUGGAAGACAACAAUUCAAUUUGUGUGGUGAAUGAGUUUGAGGAUUUGGGGUUCAUGGAUUUGAGGAGUGGUGGUGCUGCUACAAGCAUUAGGUGGAGUUCUAGGAGUAGGUUGAUGAAGGGGAAGAUGCCGGAGGAGCCGUGUUAUCCGAAGCUCGCGCUUCAUGGAGGGCAACUCUUCUCUUCCAUGAAUGAUUGCAUUUCAGUGUUCUGUGGUCCUGAAUGGGUUUUAACUUCAAGGCUUAGAAGAAGCUAUGGUGGUUCUAUAUGUGACUUCUCCAUUGGGGGAGAUAGGCUCUUUGCACUUCAUAGUGAGGAGAAUGUGUUUGAUAUAUGGGAGACUCCAACACCACCAAUUAUAUGAUUUAGUUUUAUACAAAACUUGCUUAGUUACAACUAGUUUUUUUACUUAGUUUGAUGUAUAACCAGAUUGCAUCUGCAUAUCUUGCAGAUAGUGAUGAUUCUAUAGCUUGUAUAUAGGACAUUGUAGAUUUUUUGAACUGGCAUUCAUGUAGCCAGCCAUAUAUGUUUAUCUUGAGAGUAAAAGAUAUAACUUGUUUGAGGCUUUGAGCAUAUAUCCAAUGAGAUUAUACAUGUAUUUGUUACUUUUCUUAA
Messenger RNA from Arachis duranensis, 2050 nucleotides. Its product is annotated as BTB/POZ domain-containing protein At2g24240. The transcript has a single exon. The coding region runs from base 456 to 1799 and encodes 447 amino acids. The record is from RefSeq and is a predicted model, not a curated record. Gene Ontology annotation, molecular function: protein binding. Lineage: Eukaryota; Viridiplantae; Streptophyta; Magnoliopsida; Fabales; Fabaceae. Gene Ontology annotation, biological process: protein homooligomerization.